This is a messenger RNA of Drosophila nasuta, 977 nucleotides long. It is a transcript of the gene CREG, whose product is annotated as Cellular Repressor of E1A-stimulated Genes. The record is from RefSeq and is a predicted model, not a curated record. The coding region runs from base 181 to 798 and encodes 205 amino acids. The transcript is spliced from 3 exons. Lineage: Eukaryota; Metazoa; Arthropoda; Insecta; Diptera; Drosophilidae.
UACGGUUAACGUGUUAAUUUGUCGAUAGCUCUUUAUUCUUCAAAAACGCAAUAUAUAUGCUUAUAUAUAUUCUUGCAUUCCGAAAAGUAUUUAAAGGCUAUCGAGGUGUUAAUUAGUCCAGUGUGCAUUACAGGCAUUAACGUUGCAUAGUAGUUUUCCAGUUACAAAUUAAAGGAAAGAAUGCUGCUGCCCUCAGUGAUCACCAUAUUGUUAGUGUCAUAUACGCAAGCUUACUCGGCACUUCAGGAUGCUCAGGUUAUAGCCGAGUUUAAACGAGAAUCGGAAUUGAACCAUACCAAGAUAGUCCGUGAAUUGGUUCAUCGUGCAAAUUGGGCAUCAGUGGGCACAAUUUCUACAAAUGGCUACGUGAAAGACUAUCCCAUGGUUAAUAUUAUCUCGAUUGAUGACAAUAACGAACAAAAGGUCUCUACAGGAGUUAUUCGCUUUUUGCUAACCGAUUUGGAUUUUACGGGCAACGAUUGGCAAAGCAAUAACAAAGUGACUUUCAUGUUUACUGAUGAACAAACCUUAAAUUGCAAAAGCUAUAAUAAGGAUCCUAUGGAGCCCACUUGUGCGCGUGCUAUGCUUAGUGGACAAGUAACAAAGAUGGACAAAGAUUCACCGAAGUACAAUUCUUCACUAAGAGUGUUUAUUGAUCGUCACCCGGCAGCUGAAAAGUGGAUAGCCAGACAUCAAUUUUACCUUUGUGAACUGGAUAUUCAAAAUAUAUUUGUGCUGGACUUUUAUGGUGGACCACAUCAGGUCAAUGUCUCUGAUUACUAUGCCAUCAAUAUUUAAGCAAAGGAAGAAUUAUGUUAAAUAAUAAGUACAUAUUUCGACUGCUGUAUUUUAAUGAACAAACUUAUUAUUAUUUCUUAUUUCUUCUAUGCCAUUGAUAUUUGAGCAAUACAAGAAAAGUUUUUAAAUAAAUAAGAAAAUAUAUCAAAAUUGUUCCACAGUGACAAGAUAAUUGGAAA